AAUGAACGGAGCUAAACAAACGGGUUGGGCAAUCGAACUUAAGGACGGUCGUGGGAUGUAUGAUCACUGUAUUUUAACAUCUAGCGUUUUUUCUGGUAGUUUUUGUGUGCGAACGCCUCCAAGGUGGAUUCAGUAAUAGCAUCGGCAGGUCUCUAUGUGUUAUAGAAUCAGAUAUACAACUUUGCAACCUUCCAGUCCCUUGGAUAUUGACACUUACGAGCGCGAAUAACAAUUGACAGUUAAUCAUCUUUGCGGCGGUACAUCGAGUUCGAGGAUGAUUUUUGCGAAUUCUGGCAACCCGCUGAGAAAUUCAUAUCGUAAACAGCCCCCCGUUGGCCCGUCAUCUCAGCCCAUGGCUCCUCCGAGCCCCGGAACCAACAGCAGCACCAAUCAGAGCAGCAGCAGCAGCACGGCAGGCUGGGAACAGCUCAGCAAAACCAACCUGUACAUCCGCGGCUUGCCCCCAGCAACCACUGACCAUGACCUGGUCAAGCUCUGCCAGCCUUACGGGAAAAUAGUAUCAACGAAGGCCAUCCUGGAUAAGACUACAAACAAAUGCAAAGGUUAUGGCUUUGUGGACUUUGACAGCCCUGCUGCUGCACAGAAAGCCGUCAACGCUCUGAAAAACAACGGCGUGCAAGCACAGAUGGCAAAGCAACAGGAGCAGGACCCCACUAACCUGUACAUUUCCAAUUUGCCACUGACGGUGGAUGAGCAGGAGCUGGAGACCAUGCUGAAGCCCUUCGGCCAGGUCGUCUCCACACGCAUACUGCGCGAUGCUAAUGGUUCAAGCAGAGGGGUUGGAUUUGCGAGGAUGGAGUCCACAGAAAAAUGUGAUGCUGUAAUUUCUCACUUCAAUGGAAAGUUCCUCAAGAUGCCACCCGGAGUAAUGGUCCCUACUGAGCCACUGCUGUGCAAGUUUGCAGAUGGAGGGCAGAAAAAACGACAGAGCCAAAAUAAAUAUGUGCCUAAUGGACGAGCAUGGGCCAGGGAGGGAGAAGCCAGACUUGCUGGAAUGACGCUCACAUACGACCCCACUGCAGCAGCUAUGCAGAACGGGUUCUAUUCCCCUUACAGCAUUACCAACCGAAUGAUCGCCCAACCUGCCAUGUCACCCUACAUCUCCCCUGUGUCCACAUACCCGGUGCAGACGCCGUCCUGGGUCACCCACCAGCCCUACAUUAUGCAGCAUCCGGGAGCUGUAAUAUCGCCCUCUAUGGAUCCCUCCAUGUCACUGCAGCCAACAUCCAUGAUGAGCCCCCUCACUCAGCAGAUGAGCCACCUCUCUCUGGGCAGUACAGGAGCGUUCAUGCCGGCUAAUGCAGCAUUACAGGGUGCAUACAUCCCUCAGUACACUGCUAUGCAGCCUGCUGCAGUGGAGGAGAAUAGCUCACAGCCUCAGGUGGAGUCUAGCGGAGACCAUUCUCCCUACGCCUACCAACAAACCAAGUGAUGAAGAGGUACGACUUACAGUACAAUAGAAUUUAACUCUCAGGUCUACUAAAAUAUCAACUACAAUAUUCUGCAUUAGUCAGACAUCACCGAACCUCUGCUGUUAAGAUUCUCCUAAUCUGAAAACGGUUCUGAGCGGAUCAGACUGCUCUGUGUUUCUGAGAGGAAUUUAUUUGGAAUUAUUGUGUGUGGGGGAGGGGAGAUGCAUGUAAAUCUCACCCAAGUGUCAUUUUGUUUAUGGAAAUCUUUAUUCUAAGACUUUUACUACUUGCCAUUCAGCUCAGUGGAUGAUGCCUGCAUGAUGUUGUGCUUGUUCUGUGAAGGUCUGUGAAGUGUGUGUGUGUGUGUGUGUGAUCGGGUGUGUUCCUCUGGCACAGGUUCCUCAGCACUCAGGAGACUGAGAGGAGCGACAGCUUCAACAAUCAUGCUUCCUCUGUUGGACUAAGCUCAGCCGUUCGAUCGACGUUUGAAACGAUGAGUUUUCUGUUUUUAAAAACAACUACCCAGACUAUUUUUGGUAUAAGUUCUGUGAGGUGCAAAUAAAAUCUUGAGGAUGCUAGCUAUCUAAGAAGAACAUGAAAAUGGAGAGAGAAAAAAAAGUUUUAUUUUAAUAAAAAAAAAAGAAAAAAAAGGACGUUUAUUUUUACCAAGGAAUCGUCACAUGGGUGCAAGACCUCAAAGGAUCAUGUGACUAGAUGUACAUGGUAGCAGGUGUCCAUUGUUGAUAUUUUUUAUGAUUUUCAGUUGUGUGUGUGUCUGCUUUUAUUUUUCACAAAAUUGUUUCUUUUUUCCCUUUGUACUGAACUAGUUGUGUUGAUUGAAGAGAUUUAUUAGCCGGACAUCCUGAGAAAAGGUGUUUUUGUGCUUGCAGUGUGUGUUGCAAUGGUGAAGUGUUAUAUGUGUCCUCUUGUACAGUGUGUUUUUUCCUCCAGUUGAUCUAGAAUGAUCUCUCUCUUUCUCUCCAUACGAUUUGCCUUAAGUUUGUUCCAUACAGCUGUAUAUGUAGCCUCGAACCCGAGGCUCAACCCGGAGAAAGAGACGUUCAAAUCAGCUAUGGCCUUGUAAAUCAGCUGAAUAGGGCUUCUCUUAGGAUCUAGCUAAUGAAAUUCAGUUUGCUUAGUUUAAGUGUUUUGCUUUUUACUGAUCUCCAUAGUGCUUUUUUUUUUAGAAUAGAAACUGUGUUGAGUGAUGAAAAAUGUUGAUUUGAGUUUAAAUACAAUGUACUGUUUUUGUAAUCAGAGGGACAACGCCUCUGGUUGGUUGAAUGUGGUAGAAAUUCUGCUGAAUGAUCACAUUUUAAAAAUGCCUUUUAGGAAAAAGAAACUUGCUGUUGUAGUUUAGCUGCGGGGAAAGUGGUGUGACCAAGUCUUUUAUUUUUUAAUUCUGUUGGGGAGGGGGGGAAACCGGGAUGGGUUUGUUGUUUUAUUUUCGCAGUUUUAAUGUGCUUUUAUGACUAUGUACAGAUGAACUAAGCCUUCCAUGGCAACUUUAAAGCAAGGAUUAAGUGGAGGUUUUGAGAUGAGAUUGAUUUUCUGUAGAUUUUAGUUUGCCUAGCUCUUUUUUUUUUCUUUUUUUUUUUAGGAAGCAAACAGAACUCGGCACUUUCAAGUUUACUUCACCAAAGACAGUGAGCUAGCAAGCAGAGAUCAAAUAAUGAGUACAAUGUCAUUUCCUCCCUACGCAGGAUAGGCUUUUUAAUGGACUGGACUGCAAUUUUAAGAAUGUGCCUUCUUUGUAUAUAUGCAUCUGGUUGUCUUUAGUUGUCGUCUAGGUUUGGACACAUGCGAGAAGGAAGAUUUGGAUCCGACAAGUGCCACAUACAUCACUACAGAGCACACGAAACUGAAAUAUGAAACUAGAACAUGGAAAAGGAGAAGUUUGAAACUAUGAACUGAUCAGCACAGUGGUUAUCUGCUAUGCUUUCGUUCAGCAGGAGAAUGCCUUUUAUUUUUUAUUUUUUUAUUUUUUUUGUCCUCCCAAAUUACAAUAGGCUUUUAUUUUGGCUUUAGUAGGUUGUCUUCCAAAAGACUGUUUUUUGAACUGGUGGUCUUAUCGACCAAUUAUCUACCUCAGAUUUGCGUUCUCCUCUGUUUCGAUUAGCCGGGCUAGCAGGUUCAGCCCCGGCCCUCCAGACCAAAUGGCUAGCUCUGGAGCUGCCCUCAUCUACAUUUUUUUUUUUCUUUCAGGUUGUUUUUAAAUGCUUUGGGUUUUUUUUUUUUUUUUUUUUCCUUCAACAAACAAAAUGUUUUCUUUCUUUUUUUUUCUUUUUUUAAUGCAAAUGUUAUUGUUAUGAGGAUAGAUGUGCGUUGAACGUGAUUUAAUCUUGUCUAGACAUUCAGUUUCAUAGUUUCAAAGGCAAAAAACGCUGCUGCUUAAUCAAAGGAUGUUUUGGUAGUCGGCCAUGACAGAGAGAUGAACGAAAGAAGGAGAAAAAUAAAAGAGGAACAAAUCGAAACUGAAGGUUGUGGUAUUCCUCGGAUCUGUUCCUGAAACUUCGCCGCUGUUCAGUCCCAAUCCAGGCUUUUAGCAGCACAACCCUCACAGCUCUGCUGGAAUGAGUGUGUGUGUGUGUGUGUGUGUGUGUGUGUGUGUGUGGUCUUCAACUACGGUGUGUGUGGGCAGUGAUUGAAGGAUGCUUGAGGUGUGUGUGUGUCUGUGUGUGUGUGUCUGUGUGUGUGUGUGUGUAGCAGGAGCUCUUGUGUGUGGGCGAUUCUGCCAGUUAACACCUGAAACAAGUGCCAAUGUUUAGCUGGAUGAACGAGUGGGAGACUGCAUACAGAAAGAGUCGCUAAUGAACAUGAAACAUCAUAUACUAGACAGCCAUUAAGUUAUGGAAAAAGUAAUAAUUUAUGAACAGAGAACUUUGUACAGACUGUUUGAAGAAAUAAAAAGUUUUUUUUCAUAGA
Molecule: messenger RNA, 4358 nt
Organism: Hemibagrus wyckioides
Lineage: Eukaryota; Metazoa; Chordata; Actinopteri; Siluriformes; Bagridae
Gene: rbms1b
Product: RNA-binding motif, single-stranded-interacting protein 1
Exons: 13
Coding region: 275-1453 (392 amino acids)
Cellular component (GO): cytosol; ribonucleoprotein complex
Molecular function (GO): mRNA binding
Source: RefSeq, a predicted model, not a curated record